Pseudocercospora fijiensis CIRAD86 is the source of this 2862-nucleotide messenger RNA. RefSeq lists its product as uncharacterized. Bases 1 to 2862 code for a protein of 953 amino acids. Lineage: Eukaryota; Fungi; Ascomycota; Dothideomycetes; Mycosphaerellales; Mycosphaerellaceae. The record is from RefSeq and is a predicted model, not a curated record. The transcript has a single exon.
AUGAAGGCGCAAAAGCCAGGUACCGACUGGACUGCGACCGUCUUCCUUCGCGUCAAUGGCAAACCUGGUGCGGAGUAUGUGCUGCCCGACAAGAACAGCGACCACCCUAACAUCCUCGAGUGCUUCGUCCCAGCUGAGCCUGGUCAACGACUUGCGAUUCACGGCAACUUCGCUGGAUCAACGACCAACUUUGUCGCUGAUCUCAUCGUUGACGGCUCAUUCCUCCGCCAAACCUCUUCAAACAGCAGCCAUGGACUCGUAACCAAGAAUCACAACAUCAAGUUCGACAAGGCAAUGACGAUACCAUUCCCUAAAGACUGGUCUUCUAUUGAGCAUCCGAAGAGUGGGGUGGAGGGAAACAUGCACGUGGACAAGAUCGAAGAGAAUUUUGUUGCGGACCUGUCGACUUACGAGAAUCCGACGUUUGGCAGUCGUCGCGCUGGAGUUGGAAGCAUUCAAGUUGUCAUCUACGCCAGUCAACAUGUUAUGAACCGUCACCAAGAUAGAGAAUGGAACAUCACACUCGGCGUCUGGAAGGACUCUCAGCGACAGGAGAAGAAGGACGUACGAAAGAGUGGCAUUAAGCCUGAAUUCGAGGUCAAGCUGGAGAAUACGAUGGAGGCCACAGCAAAGAGAGGUACGGGCCAUUACAAGCACUGGCAUGACAACACUCGUCCAGGGUUCGACGAAGUCGCGCGAUUCAUCUUCUAUUAUCGAAGCCAGGCUGCGAUUGAUGCCAUUGGUUGCAUUUUGCGAGCGGAUGAAGAACAAAAACUGGAGCAGUGGAAUGAGAACGCCGAGCUUCAUGGUCGUCGACACGGCAAAUUCAAAGAGGGUGAAGCCCCAGCUAAAGGGUUCAAGAAGCCACGAUCUGUCAAUCGCGACGACGAGGAGGCCGAAGAAGAACAUGCAGGUGAAAGCGAGAAUGCUCAAGGUGAUGUAAUUGACAGAGAGGAAAAGGACCCUAGCGUGGAAACCGCAAAUGAGCUUCAAAGUGGACUUCCUAAUCACAAGGCGCUGCAGAGACUGGGAGGUCCUUUGAGCCUUGCUCUUGGAACGUCUACCCAAAUGUCGCCGAACGACACCGGGUAUGAGAAGAGCGCAUCGAGCGCAGAGGAUUCGACUUCGUUAGAGCACAUUCGAGAUGCGGCCGUGGGCGACAGCAAGCACACGAGAAACAGUCCGCACAGCGGCCCAGGCGCAGACGCUGUUGUCGAAACAACGAUAGGAAUUGAUGCACCCUUCGGCGUUGGCGCUCGAGAGUCUACUAAAGCGACCGGAGACAUGAUGCGAGACGAUCUUGACGAAGCUCAAUUGGGCGCCGAAGAUACAACAGAUCGCGCUCUGACACAUGCCCAUGACCUCACCUUACCAGCGACAUCAAAUCCAGCGCGUCAAGUGAACACCUUGGCGCGGACCAUCGAAAACGAUGCAAGAAGCCCACGAAAACCUUUGAGAUUUCAACCAUCAUCUGACAACUUUCGAAGUACGCUCAUCGGCGACCUUCUCGUUCCCCUCAACUUGGCUGGACAGCUUUCACCGCCAGCACUGAGUUCACGAGAUCACCACGACAGUAGUGAACCCUUCCCGGCAGCGUCAGACCCAUCUACAAGACUUAUCAACAAGACUGACCAAGUCACCAACUCGAAACGAACUUCAGACAUCGACGUAGAGACGAGUCCAAGCAAUGGGACCGAAUGGGGUCAGCUCCCCACUCGUGAGGAGAUAUUAGCAGAAUUCUCGUCAGAUGACACUUUGACACUUGUCGAGGCAACGGCCCUCUUUGGCCGGCAUGGUCCCUACCAGAGCAAUACUUUGAGUCGUCUGGCGUUCAACAAGGAACUCUACGAGGUCGCUGACCAAAUCGGCACCAACAUCUUCAGCUUGAAGGCUGCAUACACCAAGCAAUCGAACUUGAACGACACCGAUGCCUUCGUCGAUCAGUCCAGUCCAGGUCCAGCAGACCUGCAUGGUGACAAGAUCGAGCUCGGGCCAUCUAGCGAACUGAGCAGUGCCGGCAAUCACAUGCAGGGUCGUGGCAACACUCACAUUCGCGACACUUCUACCACUCCUCGUCGGCAUUCUUCGUCCAACAAACAAUCGCCUCAACAAUCACACAGCACCAUAAAGUCGGGUAUUGUUGGAGCAAACAACAUUUCCUCAGCCUCUACACCCAGAACUGGAUCAUCGAAACGCAUCCGGACAGCAGUGAGGCGCAGUACCGAGAUCGAUAUCACGCCAACCAAGGUGCCGCCCAAGAUGCCGUCCAACUCCUCAACGCCAGCUUCUGGCGUGAAGCGGGCUGCAAACGCAUCAGCCUAUGCUGAGUCCUCCACCAAGCGACCGAAGAAGGACGAUAAGGCCAGAGUGCCAAAGGCCAACACUACCCCUUGCAAGACUGGACCUACCUCUGCACCGACCUCGGUCACGCCUGCGCCUGCGCCAAAGGCCGAGCCUUAUCCUGUACCGAUCGACGACGAAGACCUCGAUGCCCGUGAACUCCGCCUCGAAAAAGUCAGAGCCGAGAUCGCCAAAAAGAAAGCCAAGCUCGAGGAGCUUCGUGCCGCCAAGCUGGCAAAGAAGGCCGCCAAGGCAGCUGAGAAGGCUGAAAAGGAGCGCAAGGCUCGGGAGAAGGCCGAGCAGGAGGCCCGAGAAGAAGAGCAGCGUAAAGCUGCACAUCGUAGGAGACUCGAGGAGGAAGAAGAGAACCUCCAGAACGAUCUCAUGGGCCUUGAUGUGGAAAUUGAGCAGCACGAUGACGAGAGUGAUGAGAGUGAUAGGGAGAGUGAGCCUGAGGUGGGUGGAAAGCAAGCUAAAGGUGUUGGCGAUUCUGAUUCGGAGGAGGAGAGUGAGGAAGACUAG